This is a messenger RNA of Ceratotherium simum simum (southern white rhinoceros), 1019 nucleotides long. RefSeq names its product lysozyme g2 (gene LYG2). Gene Ontology annotation, molecular function: lysozyme activity. The record is from RefSeq and is a predicted model, not a curated record. Gene Ontology annotation, biological process: peptidoglycan catabolic process; defense response to Gram-positive bacterium. NCBI's taxonomy places the organism in Eukaryota, Metazoa, Chordata, Mammalia, Perissodactyla, Rhinocerotidae. Gene Ontology annotation, cellular component: extracellular region.
GGCAGAUGAGUCUCCAUGCUGGCAUUUAGAACCUCCUCCACAGUGGUCGAGCCACACUGAAGUCUGCUCGGAUUGAAGCCAGGUGCUCAGAGAUCUACUGACUAAUGGAUUCUCAAAUAGUUAGACCUAUGUUAUAGGACAAAGACCACCACUUUGUAAAAUCCUGACGUGCAGGUUGCUGCUGAUUACAGAAUACCUUCUCAAACAGAGAAAGGAGAUUUUCUCUGCAAGGUCACAAACCAGGUGCUGUAGGAUAAGAUCCACCACGAUGCUCUCCUCUAUUCUGUUUUUGGGACUUAUUGCCCUUAUCGGCACUUCCAGGGGCUUGUACCCUUUCACUCAGUCAAUGAACCCUCACCUGCAUCCCCGCCUGUACCAUGGCUGCUAUGGCAACAUCAUGAUCAUGGAGACCUCCGGCGCUGCCUGUGAUAUAACCAAGUUGAUUAACUGCGGGAUCCGUGGUUCUGAAAUGUUUGCUGAGAUGGAUUUGAGGGCCUUAAAGCCUUACCAGAUUCUGAUCAAAGAAGUUGGGCUGAGACACUGCAUGGACCCUGCUCUCAUUGCAGCCAUCAUCUCCAGAGAAAGCCAUGGUGGAACCGUCCUGAAAGAUGGCUGGGACCACAAGGGACUUAAAUUUGGCUUGAUGCAGCUUGAUAAAAAAAUUCAUCACCCUGUUGGUACCUGGGACAGCAAAGAACACCUUUUGCAGGCUGUUGGGAUUCUAACAGAGAGAAUUAAGGCAAUCCAGAAAAAAUUCCCCACGUGGAGUGUGGCUGAACACCUCAGAGGUGGUCUCUCGGCCUUUAAGUCAGGAAUUGAUGCCAUUGCCACCCCCGAGGACAUAGACAAUGACUUGGUCAGUGAUAUUAUUGCCCGAGCUAAAUACUAUAAAAGACAUGGCUACUAGGCAAAGCUCUGCUGGUGGAUCAGGUUGGUAGGUGCUCAGGUGGCCCCUCUUUGAGAGUGUGAUAUGGAUGCAUUGUACUCAACACUGGCAAAGGAAUGGUUGCCAAUUAUGA